Clarias gariepinus (North African catfish) is the source of this 2113-nucleotide messenger RNA. RefSeq names its product tripartite motif-containing protein 16-like. NCBI's taxonomy places the organism in Eukaryota, Metazoa, Chordata, Actinopteri, Siluriformes, Clariidae. Bases 402 to 2096 code for a protein of 564 amino acids. The record is from RefSeq and is a predicted model, not a curated record. The transcript is spliced from 8 exons. Gene Ontology annotation, molecular function: protein binding; zinc ion binding.
UGAUUGAAAGACUUCAUGGCUGUCUCGUUACCUAGCUGAAUUCCGAGUCAAUUACCAUCCUUAGGAGAGCGCGAUUAGCAGACAGCUGCCGCUGAUCGGACAACCAACUUAAAGAGACCCACUCAUUGACCCAACGGUCAGGUUUUUUUGCCAGAUUCAUUCCAGUGAUGCACAUGGAUCGGAAGUCAUGCCCGACCUGGAGAUGAAGCCCUUCCGGUUGGAUUUGAAUUGGAUGUUAACACCCUGAAACCCCGAAAGAUUCCCAGUGUAUGUUGGGUGGCGAGCCACAGACCCACGAGCAAAAGUCUUUGCGCAGUCUCACUUUCCCUUCCUCACGGAUUGUGGGGUAGGGUCCACAAGUACUGGCAUACUGAUACCGGAACAGUUCUGUGUACAGGAAAAUGGCCGAGGCCAGUAUUGCAGUAGAUCGGGAUCAGUUCAUCUGUCCAGUGUGUCUGGAUCUCCUGAAGGAUCCGGUGACUCUCUCCUGUGGUCACAGUUUCUGUAAGGUGUGUAUUAAUGACUGCUGGGAUCAGGAGGAUCAGAGUGGAGUUUAUAGAUGUCCUCAGUGCAGAGACACUUUCACUCCAAGGCCUGUUCUACGCAGAAACAACAUGCUGGCUGAAGUGGUGGAGAAACUGAAGAAGAAGACUGAAGUCCAAGCUGCUUCUCCUGCUCACUGUUACGCUGGACCUGGAGAUGUGGAGUGUGAUUUCUGCACCGGGAGAAAACACAAAGCUGUCAAGUCCUGUCUGAUGUGUCUGGCCUCAUUUUGUGAAACUCAUCUGAAACCGCAUUAUGAAGUUUUUGCUUUAAAAAAGCACCGUUUAGUGGAAGCUUCUGGAAAUCUAGAAGAGAAGAUCUGCUCUGAGCAUGAUAAAGUGCUGGAGAUCUACUGUCGUACUGACCGACGCUUCAUCUGUUAUCUGUGUGUGACGGAUGAACACAGAAGCCACGACACUGUCUCAGUUAAAGCUUACAGAACUGAAAAACAGAGUGAGUUAAAGGAGGAGCAGAUGAAAUCCCAGCAGAGAAUCCAGGAGAAGCAGAAGAAGGUGCAGGAGCUGAAACAGGCUGUGAACACUAUAAAGCUGAGUGCACAGACAGCAGUGGAGGACAGUGAGAGGAUCUUUACUGAGCUGAUCAGCUCCAUGGAGAAAAAGCGCUCGGAGGUGACGGAGCUGAUCAGAGCUCAGGAGAAGACUGAACUGAGUCGAGCUGAACGACUCCUGGAGCAACUGGAGCAGGAGAUUGCUGAUCUUCAGAGGAGACUCACUGAGCUGGAGCAGCUUUCACACACACACGAUCACAUCCAGUUCCUCCAGAGUCUCCAGUCUCUCAGUGUCUCUUCUGGACGUGAGGACUCACCCAGCAUCACUGUCAAUCAACAUCUCUCAUUUGAUGGAGUGAGGAAAUCUCUCUCUGAUCUGAAAAAGAGACUCGAGGAAUUCUGCCAGGAGGAGUUCAUCAAAAUCCCUCAACAUGCUGCAGCAGUUCAGAUGAUUUUACCCUCAGAACCAAAGAGCAGAGAAGAUUUUCUGUACUAUUUCUGUGAUCUGACUCUGGAUCCCAACACGGCACAUUGUUUCCUCAUUCUGUCUCAGAAGAACAGAGCCGUGACAGACAGUAGGAAACAUCAGCUGUACUCUGAUCAUCCAGAGAGAUUUGACUCAUAUUCUCAGGUGUUGAGUAAGGAGAGUGUGUGUGGACGCUGUUACUGGGAGGUGGAGUGGAGCAGUGAGGAGUGUGUGUACAUAGCAGUCUCAUAUAAAAGCAUCAGCAGGAAAGGACGGGGUAAUGAGUGUUGGUUUGGAGGCAAUAAUCAGUCUUGGGGUCUGAGGUGUUCUUCAUCUUCCUUCUCCUUCCGGCACAACAACAAUAAGACUGAUCUCGGAGCUCCAUCAUUUUCCAGAAUAGGAGUGUAUGUGGAUCACAGUGCAGGAACUCUGUCCUUCUACAGCGUCUCUGACACGAUGAAGCUCCUCCACAGAGUCCACACCACAUUCACUCAGCCUCUGUACGCUGGAUUCUGGCUGCGUUGUGAAAAAUCGACUGUAAGGUUUUGUGAUCCAAGAAUAAAAUAUGGAAAAAAAUAGGAAAAUUAUAUUAAAGA